CUGCUAGGUGCAAAGUGGUUACUUUCUUCUCGUGACAAGAAUUCUUCUUGGCCAGUCGUAGUCGACUAGCGAACGAUGGCGCAUGCCAGUGGAUCCGUACGAAUGCUAGGCGAUGAUGAACGUGAUGUACCGAAAAGCGAGUGGUUCCACAUUACGCUUCUCGCUCUAGUGAUCACCAUCUGCUUCAACAUAACUGUGCUUUCCUACAGAUACUUCGCCAUAAUUCGGCGAGAGAAACUUGAUAGAAUGAAUAAGAGCAAAGAACUAGUCACGGAGCAGUGGUAUCUUGAAAAAGAAGUAGUCAAGAAGGAGGCUGAGAAUCGCCGCAGAAAGAGAGAAGCCGAAAAGAAAAAUCUCGUUUGAUUGUGUAAAUGAAUGCAUUAUGGCAGCUGUGUUUGUUGGCAUAAAGGCGUACCGAAU
Cylicocyclus nassatus is the source of this 420-nucleotide messenger RNA. The record is from the annotation of a GenBank genome assembly. NCBI's taxonomy places the organism in Eukaryota, Metazoa, Nematoda, Chromadorea, Rhabditida, Strongylidae.